Histoplasma mississippiense is the source of this 1884-nucleotide messenger RNA. RefSeq lists its product as hypothetical. Lineage: Eukaryota; Fungi; Ascomycota; Eurotiomycetes; Onygenales; Ajellomycetaceae. The transcript is spliced from 4 exons. Gene Ontology annotation, biological process: protein phosphorylation. The record is from RefSeq and is a predicted model, not a curated record. Gene Ontology annotation, molecular function: ATP binding; protein kinase activity. Bases 1 to 1884 code for a protein of 627 amino acids.
AUGAGUACUAUUCAGAGCCUCAAGAACUUCAUCCGCCAUGGCAAGCAGGCCCGCGUUGCCACUCCCCAUGCGGAACCCACCACAAAUGUUUCUGCGAUCCACGCAGAACAGCAAAGAUCACCACAGGGCAAAUAUCCUGCGGCCCGCGGCCUGGAUGCUUUGGAUUCCAAGUUGGGAACUGCAGCUGGCAAAGGUGCAAGGGCCCACGAGUCGGAAAUUGAACAGAUAAUCGCGGAGGAGAGGCGAAGUAGGUCAACGAUGCCAAAAUACCCGGGACUGGAGAGAUGGGAUCUGGUCGAGAAAAUGGGCGAUGGUGCCUUCAGUAAUGUAUAUCGAGCCAGAGAUACGACUGGGAAAUAUGGGGAGGUUGCUAUCAAGGUCGUGCGUAAAUUCGAGAUGAACUCCAAGCAGGGCGAGGCUCAUCUUCAUCCAAACCUCAAAAAGAAGCAAAAACAGAUCGUGGAGCGCGCCAACAUCCUCAAAGAAGUUCAAAUAAUGCGCCAAAUGGACCAUCCCAAUAUCGUCAAGUUGAUUGAGUUCUCCGAGUCGAGGCAGUUUUACUAUAUUGUCCUUGAACUUUGCCCCGGUGGUGAACUGUUUCACCAAAUCGUUCGGUUGACAUACUUUAGCGAAGACCUCAGUCGCCAUGUUAUCAUACAGGUCGCGAAGGCAAUCGAGUAUCUGCAUGAACACCGUGGUGUUGUUCACCGUGACAUCAAACCUGAAAAUCUCCUUUUCUACCCUAUCCCUUUCGUUCCUACUAAAAAUCCAAAACAGCGUGCUCCUGGUGACGAAGAAAAAGCCGAUGAAGGCGAGUUCAUUCCCAAUGUUGGAGGGGGUGGUAUUGGUGUGAUCAAAGUGGCCGACUUCGGUCUCUCCAAGGUAAUAUGGGAUAAUGAAACUAUGACGCCAUGUGGUACAGUUGGCUACACCGCCCCUGAAAUCGUCAAGGACGAACGAUAUUCCAAAAGCGUUGACAUGUGGGCUCUAGGCUGCGUCCUCUACACACUAUUAUGCGGCUUCCCGCCUUUCUAUGACGAGAGUAUCCAAGUCCUGACUCAGAAAGUCGCUCGGGGUCAAUAUACAUUCCUCUCCCCUUGGUGGGACGACAUCUCCAAACCUGCUCAAGACCUGGUGUCCCACUUGCUAACCGUCGACCCGGAAAAACGCUUCACCAUCAAGGAGUUCCUGCAACACCCGUGGAUCAAACAGACCAACGAAGAAACCCACGCUGCGGCCGAUGCACCACCGCUCGCAACCGCAGCCGCACUCCCCUCGCAAUUCCUAGAAACUCCUAUCGCAGCCAUGGAUCGCAAAAUGGACUUCCGAUCUCCGGGUGCCAUUAAUCUCCGCGAAGUCUUUGACGUUGGCUACGCUGUCCAUCGCCAAGAAGAAGAGGGCAAACGACGCAAGAAUUUAAAACAUGGCUUCCGUGCUGGCUUGCGUAGCGCACUCAACCCACUCAAUGAAGACUAUGACGAUAACGUUAAUAGCGAUGAUGACGACGUUCUCGAGGGAAUAAUCCAUAACGAUCAAGACAAAAAUGUUGCGAAUCCGGCAAAGGUGGUGCCGCGGACGGGACACAACCCGGCAGAAGUAGCCGCCAUGGGGGCGAAGUUACAAUCCACGAAUCUGAAUACAACUACUACUACGCAGCCUAGUGCGGCAGCGCAGGCGAGGCUGAGAGAGAAACAACAGCAGCAGCAGAGAAAAACGCAGCGACAACACGGGGGUGGUGGUUAUGGUACGCAUAGUGCCGCUGUUGCGGCUGCAGCGAGGGAGAGUGCAGCGCGAUCGGCAAUGCAACCAUUUGAGCUUAGUUUAGACAAUGCGACGUUGUUGGGGAGGAGGGGCAGGCGGCUGCAAGGGCAGGAGGUUGUUUGA